AUGUCUCUCAUGCACUUCUUGCACAAUGUCUCGCAUGCAACCAUGUCUCGCCGACGCCGAUGCCUGCAGCGACCCUCUUCAUUUCGUCCACCGCCAGAAUGCAUCCUCCAGCUUCUGCUUUCCAUACUGGCCCCCGCUCACAUUACUUCCUCCUCGCACGCCAAAAUGCGUCUUACCAUGACUAUGCGCAUGCAUGUUGAGCACGCCGUCGACAAAUAUCACACUGCACUGCGAGUCGCAUCGGUCUCUCUCAUCAUUUACGCCCUCGUCAUCACCAGAUCCCUUGUCCUUCUUGCCUUGGCGUCUUUUCUUGUAACCACGACCGCUUCCUGGUACUUGGAGCUCCUCCACCUUCCACGAAUCCUCUCCUCGAUCCGCGCCCGCUGCUUGCUCGCUUUUCUCCUCGUCAACUUCCUUCUCCCCGCUAUACCUGUUGUCUACGUGCACCUUCAUCCUCGAACAUUAUCCCAAGCCACCGGCUCCACCUCCGAACCGCCCGCAAUCGCCGCCAUCGCAACCAUCCACACCCUUACAACGACCGGUAUCCGAGAAAAGGAUGCCGCCGUCGCCGACGACAUUCGACUCACCCAACUCCUCUGGUGCAAGAGCAUGGUAGCAGCCUGUCGUCUUCAGCCCCAACUGGCCCAAAACACGACCUUCACGAGAACAUGGACAUUCAAUGCUACUCAGUUGCUUGGAUAUCGGGACCUGAUGGGCACAUCGCAAUACGCCGAGUUGGAGAGACUUGGUGCAAGAGAACAAGGGUUGUGGUGCGAUCCAUGGGACUAUUGCAAGCCUUCUCCGAAAGCACUCGAGCAGCAGAGAGGGGGCGAUGCGAGCAGUGCUUGGAAGCAAGAGGCUAUGCUGCAUUUCCUGAACUUUGCCGAGCGUCUGGAUGAGAUUCAGUGGCACAAGAUUCACACCGUCAGUCUUUUGAACUCCGGCUUGGACCUUGGGAUGAGUGUUAGGGAAGCUUGGGUCAAAAGGACCAUAAGUCGCCUCGACGAGAUGGAUGAGCGACGAAAGAACAUGCAGAAAGGCUCGAGAGAGUUGGUUGAAUCAGGAUGGCAAUGGUGCUGGCCGUUUGCGGCGAGCAUCGGCACUGGUAGGCUGAUGUGGAACAUUGUUUCCGAGGGAACAUGGCAGAGAGCGAAGACGUGGAUCCUGGGAGUCUUAGUGGGUGGAGAAUGGUCGAUGGAGCCUGGCGAUGCGAGACUCCACGCUGAGACUCAAUGGGCCAGCGACGACUGUGAAGAUUUUGUGGCUUUUCAGGAAUCUGUCAACAUCAUGAAAGACAUGGUAGUGCAAGACCGCGCAGAGCUUGACGCAAUCAAGGACGGAAUCACUUCUCUCUUGACGCACAGCGGAGAAGACUUCGAUGCACUCGAGACCUGGCUGAGAAGCGUGGCAGACGAGGUAGUUGGGAACUUGACAACUUGGCAUGUUUGGGACCACGCGAGUGCCGGACUGAAUGGGCUCAGGAGAGAGAUUGACGCGCUGUCUGGGGAGGAUGCGAGGAACAUGAGGUGGCAAGAGCGGUAUUUGGUUGAGGAUUCAGAGUGGUGGAAGAGGGCGCUUGCGGAUGGAAGGCUGGGAACAUAA
This is a messenger RNA of Pseudocercospora fijiensis CIRAD86, 1602 nucleotides long. RefSeq lists its product as uncharacterized. The transcript has a single exon. The record is from RefSeq and is a predicted model, not a curated record. Bases 1 to 1602 code for a protein of 533 amino acids. NCBI's taxonomy places the organism in Eukaryota, Fungi, Ascomycota, Dothideomycetes, Mycosphaerellales, Mycosphaerellaceae.